This is a messenger RNA of Papaver somniferum (opium poppy), 1458 nucleotides long. RefSeq lists its product as uncharacterized. The coding region runs from base 1012 to 1365 and encodes 117 amino acids. The transcript has 6 exons. Gene Ontology annotation, biological process: transmembrane transport. Lineage: Eukaryota; Viridiplantae; Streptophyta; Magnoliopsida; Ranunculales; Papaveraceae. Gene Ontology annotation, molecular function: transmembrane transporter activity. Gene Ontology annotation, cellular component: membrane. The record is from RefSeq and is a predicted model, not a curated record.
CCCUCACCUUCACUCCAUUUCAGUCUCUGCUUCAAAAAAAAAAAAAAAAAUCACGACUCUCAGUUCUGAUAUCACCGAAACACCACCAGGUCCACCACCAUGAGAAAACCAUUAAACCCAAACCAUUUUCUCUUCGAUUUUUCUCAGAAAACCUACCACCAUUAAACCUUCGAAAGAAAUCUUUCUCUUGAUUAUAUUGUUCUUCAGUCCUUCUCUUGAAAACCCACCACUAUUUUCUCUUCAAUCGUCGUGCUUGAUUUUCUAUAGGAAAAGUUAGGGUUUGAUUUUGAAGUUAGGGUUUGCAAUUUUUUUGGUGGAUUUUUAGGUCGAUUUAAAAGAAGAAGAAUCUUAAUUGAAGAGUAUACACAGUGGUUUUGUUCUAGGGUUUAUUUCUGGGUUUGUUAGUAGAAAAUGAUUUUUAGGGUUCCAAUUUUGGGUUAUUUUUACUGUUUUGACUGUAAUUGAAGUAAAUUGGGUUUAUAAAUGGUGGAUAGUUGAAAUAAUUUGAGUUUAUAAUACUUUGUGGUGGAUCUAAUUGAAGUAUUUGGGUUUAUAAUUGUAUGAAUUGUCUAGUUUUGCUUGUGAAAUCAUGAUGUUCAGAUUUUUUGGGUAUUUGAUUGUUAACAAAUUAGGGCUUAUGUUGAUAAGUGUUAGGACAUGUUUAUAGGUUGAGAAGGACAUAGAAGGAUGGGUAAGUCAGUUUCAAUUUUGGGCUAAUUUUAAACCAUGAAAUAAGUUAAACAAAGUCUGUUGUCUGCCAUUGAUAACAGGGAUGAACGAUAACAUAUUAAAGGUGUUCGAUUGUUUGAGAGAGAUUAAGAAAAGCUUCAGAUUCUUCUACAUUUUCAUUGUAGAACAAAACGAGUGAGAUGUUUCUGGGAAAAGAAGAAGCUUUUAAGAUGUUUCAUGUGAAACCAAGUCUAGGUACCUUGUGAUCAAGGUAUAUCAGUAUUCGUCGAUUAUGAGUGUCAGUUCUUUGGUGCAGCUAUAUGUGUGGUUGGUCUUUGUUUGAUGCUCUUGUCGGAUUCGGAUAGUAGUGGCUCAUCAGGUGGGUCGGCUCCUCUUCUUGGUGACGCACUUGUCAUCGCUGGAACGCUUGGUUGUGCACUAAGUAAUGUUGGAGAGUUUUUGGUGGUCAUGAAGAAAAAACUUGUUGCUGUCAUUUACUCGCGUAACUUUUGCAUCCUCCUUGGUAUAUGCAAGAAUUUUGUCCUAUGGAAAAGGAGUGUAUGUUUCUCAACAUGGACUUGUCAAGUAUCUUUUGUGGUUGCAGGUAUGAAGGUUGCAAAUCUCACCUUGGAUACUGCAGAACACACAACUGGUAUAUUGAGAAGUUUGCUAAGAGCGUCCACAGUGGGAGAGUAAACCCAAAUAUUUGGUCUUUUGAACAGACGUAGUGGAACGUACUAUCGAUCAAAUUUUGAUCAACGACUAAAACCCAGAGUAUAUUUGGUCUGG